GGGCCGCGAGCGGCAUGGAGGAGGCGGAGGCCGCGGUGAGCGGGGCUGAGCCGUGCGGGCCCGAAGGGCGCCCGAGCGGGGCCCGGGGCCCCUGAGCGAUUCCUGAAGUCAUGGAUUGGCCGGGACAGUGGUGACUCCCAAAUCCGGUAUGGAUGACUGGAAGCCCAGCCCCCUCAUCAAGCCCUUUGGGGCUAGGAAGAAGCGAAGCUGGUAUCUUACCUGGAAGUAUAAACUGACAAAUCAGCGGACCCUGCGGAGAUUUUGUCAGACAGGGGCCGUGCUUUUCCUGCUGGUGACUGUCAUUGUCAACAUCAAGUUGAUCUUGGACACUCGGCGAGCAAUCAGCGAAGCUAGUGAAGACCUGGAGCCAGAGCAAGACUAUGAUGAUACCCUCGGCCGCCUGGAGCCCCCACGGCGCAGAGGCAGUGGACCCCGGCGAGUCCUGGAUGUGGAGGUGUACUCAAGCCGCAGCAAAGUAUAUGUGGCAGUGGAUGGCACCACAGUUCUGGAGGAUGAGGCCCGGGAGCAGGGCCGGGGCAUCCAUGUCAUGGUCCUCAACCAGGCCACGGGCCAUGGGAUGGCAAAACGUGUGUUUGACACAUACUCACCUCAUGAGGAUGAGGCCAUGGUGCUGUUCCUCAACAUGGUGGCGCCCGGCGGAGUGCUUAUCUGCACCGUCAAGGAUGAGGGCUCCUUCCACCUCAAAGACACAGCCAAGGCUCUGCUGAGGAGCCUGGGUAGCCAGGCUGGCCCUGCCCUUGGAUGGAGAGACACCUGGGCCUUCCUGGGACGAAAAGGAGGUCCUGUCCUUGGGGAGAAACAUUCUAAGUCGCCUGCCCUCUCCUCCUGGGGAGACCCAGUCCUGCUGAAGACAGAUGUGCCACUGAGCUCAGCUGAAGAGGCAGAGUGUCACUGGGCUGACACAGAGAUGAACCGCCGCCGCAGGCGCUUCUGCAGCAAAGUUGAGGGAUAUGGGAGUGUGUGCAGCUGCAAGGACCCCACACCCAUUGAGUUCAGCCCUGACCUGCUCCCAGACAAUAAAGUCCUCAAUGUACCUGUGGCUGUCAUUGCAGGAAACCGACCUAAUUACCUGUACAGGAUGCUGCGCUCUCUACUCUCAGCCCAGGGGGUGUCUCCACAGAUGAUAACAGUUUUCAUCGAUGGCUACUAUGAGGAACCAAUGGAUGUGGUGGCGCUGUUUGGUCUGAGGGGCAUCCAGCAUACUCCCAUCAGCAUCAAGAAUGCCCGCGUGUCUCAGCACUACAAGGCCAUUCUCACUGCCACUUUCAACCUGUUCCCGGAGGCCAAGUUUGCUGUGGUUCUGGAAGAAGACCUGGACAUUGCUGUGGAUUUCUUCAGUUUCCUGAGCCAGUCCAUCCAUCUGCUAGAGGAAGAUGACAGCCUAUACUGCAUCUCUGCCUGGAAUGACCAGGGGUAUGAACACACAGCUGAGGACCCAGCACUGCUGUACCAUGUGGAAACCAUGCCUGGGUUGGGCUGGGUGCUCAGAAAGUCCUUGUACAAGGAGGAACUAGAGCCCAAGUGGCCCACUCCAGAAAAGCUCUGGGACUGGGACAUGUGGAUGCGGAUGCCUGAACAGCGCAGGGGCCGAGAGUGCAUCAUCCCUGAUGUUUCCCGAUCCUACCACUUUGGCAUCGUGGGCCUCAACAUGAAUGGCUACUUCCAUGAGGCCUACUUCAAGAAGCACAAGUUCAACACGGUUCCUGGUGUCCAGCUUCGGAAUGUGGACAGUUUGAAGAAAGAUGCUUAUGAAGUGGAAAUUCACAGGUUACUCAGUGAGGCUGAAGUUCUGGACCACAGCAAGAACCCUUGUGAAGACUCCUUCCUGCCAGACACAGAGGGCCACACUUAUGUGGCUUUUAUCCGAAUGGAGAAAGAGGAUGACUUCACUACCUGGACCCAGCUUGCCAAGUGCCUCCAUAUCUGGGACCUGGAUGUACGUGGCAACCACCGGGGUCUAUGGAGAUUAUUUCGGAAGAAGAACCACUUCCUGGUGGUGGGGGUCCCAGCCUCCCCUUACUCAGUGAAGAAGCCACCAUCAGUCACCCCAAUUUUCCUGGAGCCACCCCCAAAGGAGGAGGGAGCCCCGGGAGCCGCUGAACAGACAUGAGACCUCCAGGACCCUGCAGGGCUGGGUACUGUGUACCCCCAGGCAGGCUAGCCCUUCACCCCAUCCUUUAGGAUUUUGUAGAUGCUGGUAAGGGCUGGGGCUGGUUUGUUUUUAACAUGAGACUUAAUUACUAACUUGAAGGGGAGGGCUCCCCUGUUGUUGAGUUUAAGGUCUAUUUAUUUACUUCCUUGUCAGAGAAGGGCAGGACAGUACCUGGGAAUCUUUGGGAUCCCUGGGAAGCUGAUCUUUCCCCUUGUACGUCCCCUCCUCCCAGGCCUGGCUCAGAAUCUAACCUAUUUAUUGACUGCCCUGGAAGCCUUGGAAAUAGGCCAGAACUGUAGGGCUUUGAUUCCUUUUGGGGCAGAAAUACUGCCCUGAGGGUGGGACUGGCUCUUACUCAGGAAAUUGCUGUGCCCAACCCAUGAACAGGCCCAGGUAGGGUCCAUAUGCUGACACAGAAUCGCUCAGAGACCCUCUGACACUGAACCAGGCCUCCUCUCAGCUUCCUCUUUGUCCAGGUCUCUGAAGCUGGAUAAGGUGAUCAUUGAUUAAAAAAGGAGAAAACCUGAAAAA
Molecule: messenger RNA, 2704 nt
Organism: Marmota monax (woodchuck)
Lineage: Eukaryota; Metazoa; Chordata; Mammalia; Rodentia; Sciuridae
Product: protein O-linked-mannose beta-1,2-N-acetylglucosaminyltransferase 1-like
Exons: 1
Coding region: 149-2131 (660 amino acids)
Biological process (GO): protein O-linked glycosylation via N-acetylgalactosamine
Cellular component (GO): Golgi membrane
Molecular function (GO): beta-1,3-galactosyl-O-glycosyl-glycoprotein beta-1,3-N-acetylglucosaminyltransferase activity
Source: RefSeq, a predicted model, not a curated record